This is a messenger RNA of Guillardia theta CCMP2712, 899 nucleotides long. RefSeq lists its product as hypothetical. Gene Ontology annotation, cellular component: Prp19 complex; post-mRNA release spliceosomal complex; catalytic step 2 spliceosome. The transcript is spliced from 10 exons. The annotation marks the transcript as partial. The record is from RefSeq and is a predicted model, not a curated record. NCBI's taxonomy places the organism in Eukaryota, Cryptophyceae, Pyrenomonadales, Geminigeraceae.
CGAUGGCGGAGGCUGGAGCUAUAGCUGGGAUGACGGAGAAGCAGCGGAAGCUCUUCGAACUGAGGAUGAGGAUGAACGAAGGCCGAAAGCUGAACCACAUGGAGGUAGCGGCGGAGAAGCGGCGGGCGACAGAUCCUGCUGGCGAGGCGAAGCGACAGAAGGAGUUGUCGGAGGCGCGAGCUGAGAAACGGAAGAAGGAAGCUGCUGAGGCCGAUGACGAUAGCCAAGAAGUGGACAAGAGACUACUGGUCACUCUGGAGCAAGCUGAGUCCAUGGAAAAGAAGAAGGAAAAGAAAGAGAAAGGCAAGGCUGCGUUUGGAUGGGACGUGUUCAACCAAGACACGCUCUACAAGGCCCACAAGAAGCGGAUCAAGAAGCUCCAGCCUGACAUUGAGAGCUACGAGGCCGCCAAGGCCAACGACAAGGACUUCUUCCGCGAUGCCAACUCACUUUCUUACGGUGGAGCUGGUUAUCAGCCACCUACUGAGAAGGUGGAAGCGAUGGUGGAGGAUCUGCUGGAUGCUGCGGAGAGGAGGAACAAAUUCUCUCGUCGCAGGCCCGAAGUGUUCGAAGCAGAUGUCGAUUACAUCAACGAUCGCAACAAGCACUUCAACAAGAAGAUCGACAGAGCCUUCGGCGACUACACCAAGGUCAUCAAAGAGAAUCUCGAGAGAGGAACAGCUUUGUAAACCAGCUGUUGCUUGUUUCUCGGAACAGACGUUACAUCAUACGGACUUGUUUGCGUUCUUUUCAUGCUUUUCUUGUCCCGCCAACUGUUUGAUCGCUGAGAUUUUCACUGAGAGCAUUUCCCGCAAAGAUGCCACCUUUCUUAAGACAUUACAUCAAGUUUUCAUCGUUUGUAACUUCAUUCAAAGAAUAAAAGAAUAGUUCUGGCUAUC